CGCCGCCAAGGGCGCCCUGGGCCAGCCGGCGGCCCCCAAGCGCAGGCCCGGGGGCUUCGUCUUCAAGAAGACCGAGGCGGCGCUCGGAGGAGGUGCUCCCGGCAGCGGUCGACGCGCGUCGCCCGGCCCGCAGUUCCUGCCCGCGGACGACCUGGAGGAUUUCGUGCCCCAGAAGCCCCGGAGAGGCGCCAGCCAGACCCCGCCGGCCGCCAGCUCCUCCGAGGCCCUGAGCGGGCGGGCCUCCUCCCUGGACGCCGCCUGUCAGCGCCCCGCGGGGCGUCGAGAGGGGCGGCGCGGCGAAGCUGCGGGAGCACAGAAUGGUUUUGGCUCCAGUGGAGGCAAGGAACCGGAUGAAGAACUGGAUGAUGAAGUAGUGUGCAUUGAGCUUGAUGAUGAUGAUGAUGAAGAAGACAUCAUCCCUCCAUCCCCAGUGAAAGAAAUUCCUUCUUUCUCAUCUGCUUUAAAAAAUGAUCGAGAAUCUCUUGAGAAAACAGCUGAAGGCAUGAAAAACAGCUCACCAGACUCUGGUUUUGAAAGCUGCUGUUCCAUUGAAAGGCAGGAAGAUAUGUUCUCGCCAUCUGAGAAUAUUCUGUAUCGCUUGAUGGAAGGAAUCUGUGACCUGGUGGAUUCCAUCCCAGAAAGGGAGCUAAAAUUUCUGACUUGUGGGAAGGAGCUUCUUCAGAAGAGAGACUGCAGAAGAAAACUAUUAAAUACUGAAAACAGUGGAAAGAACACCAAUAUCUCUCCAGCCAUAAAACACCAAACAUCUUUGCGAUAUGACAGCUCUCGGUACGAUGAUGUGACUCUUCAUCUGAGAAAUGAUUACGCCGUUGCCCCCCGAAUAAGCUCUGUCUGUGAUGGUAAACUUUUCUCCAGAUCACCGCUUGCUGUUGAGUACCCACGCAAAUAUCAUUCAACUCCCUUGACGGCGACAACUCAAGACCCGGAUGAGGCUGAAAUAUUAAGUUUUUCAGAGAGUUCUGUUUUGAACAGUGACGUCUCAGGAAAUGCAGAAAUUUCUUUUCCUAGGAGGGGUGUCCAGGAACAAACGUCGCUCAGGGAUGAGAGAGACGAACGCUGGCUGAGUUCCAAAAUUAAUCUUGAUGCUUUAAGGGGCCAAAACAAACCCUACUUGGCUAAAAGCAGCUUUGGAAGUAGGAGGAGCUCAGUAACUGCAGACCUGGAUUUUGAUGUUGAUGAUUUUGAUGACUUGGGUGAUGAGUUGGACGAUAUGCUAAAUAACUCAGUGGCUGAACAACAGCCGACGGGGCUCUCCCAACACGUUCAGGAAGAUCAUCCUGCCAAACCCCUUCCAGGAAAAAUCUCCCAUCCUGCCAAUGGAAAUGGCCGUCUUUCAGAUCCUUCUUUUCCCCGACCAAACUGCUUCAUGCCUGUCAAGAGCUGCUCAGCCCCACUGGUCAAAACGCCACCUAGAAAUGCAGUGUUGGAACGCUUCAAAGGCUUAGCGUUUCCCCAUUCUAAUGAAAUGAUGAAGGUAUUUCACAAAAAAUUUGGUCUUCAUCACUUCCGAACAAAUCAGUUGGAGGCCAUCAAUGCUGCUCUGCUGAAUGAAGAUUGUUUCAUCUUGAUGCCUACAGGAGGUGGCAAGAGCUUAUGCUAUCAGCUGCCCGCCUGCGUUUCUUCGGGAGUCACCAUUGUGAUCUCCCCCUUGAGGUCACUGAUAGUUGAUCAAGUUCAGAAGCUGACGUCCAUGGCCAUUCCAGCUACUUACCUGACGGGUGAUAGGACAGAUGCUGAGGCAUCCAGAAUCUACAUGCAGCUGUCAAAGAAGGAUCCCGUCACAAAGCUGCUCUAUGUCACUCCAGAGAAGGUCUCUCUGAGUGGUCGCCUGAUGUCUGUCCUGGAGAAUCUGUAUGAGCGGCAGCUGUUGGCCCGCUUUGUGAUUGACGAGGCGCACUGUGUCAGUCAGUGGGGCCAUGACUUUCGCCCAGACUACAAGCGACUGAACAUGCUUCGCAAAAAGUUCUGCUCCGUCCCUAUGAUGGCCCUUACGGCGACUGCCAACCCCAGGGUGCAAAAGGACAUCCUCAAUCAGCUGGAGAUGCGUCAGCCGCAAGUGUUUAGUAUGAGCUUCAACAGGCACAACUUGAAAUAUGAUGUUUUGCCCAAAAAGCCAAAAAGUAUCGCUUUGGACUGUUUACAGUGGAUCGGAAAAUACCACCCAUAUGACUCUGGGAUAAUCUACUGCCUGUCGCGGCACGAGUGCGAUUCGGUUGCCAGUGUCUUGCAGAAGGCAGGUGUGCUUGCACUUGCGUAUCAUGCUGGUCUCCCUGACAACACCAGGGAUCUUGUGCAGAAGAAGUGGAUUAACCAGGAUGGAUGUCAGGUGAUAUGCGCCACCAUUGCUUUCGGCAUGGGGAUUGAUAAGCCAGAUGUGCGCUUUGUCAUCCACGCCUCUCUCCCUAAAUCCAUUGAAGGCUACUAUCAGGAGUCGGGCCGGGCUGGGCGCGAUGGCGAAAUGUCCCACUGCCUGCUUUUUUACAGCUAUAGUGAUGUCACCAGACUGCGGAGGCUUAUUCUGAUGGAAAAAGAUCGGAACAGUCAUUCUCAACAGACUCAUUUCAACAAUCUCUACAGUAUGGUUCAUUACUGUGAGAAUGUAAUGGAGUGCCGGAGACUGCAGCUGCUAGCCUACUUCGGGGAAACCGACUUUAAUUCUAAGUAUUGUAAGCAACAUCCUGAAGUAAGUUGCGACAACUGCUGCAAAAAACAGGAUUAUAAAUUGAAGAAUGUGACUGAAGAAGUCAAAAACAUCAUUAGGUUUGUUCAACACCAUUGUGGUGAAAAGGGAGCCAGAAGUAUCACGAGAAAUGUGGGAAGAUACACGCUAAAUAUGAUGAUUGACAUUUUCUUAGGUACAAAAAGUGCCAAGAUUCAGUCAGGCAUAUUCGGAAAAGGAGCUGCUUACUCCCGCCAUAAUGCUGAGCGACUGUUUAGAAAGCUGGUCUUGGACAAGAUUCUGGAUGAAGAACUGUAUAUCACGGCAAACGACCAAGCAGUAGCCUAUGUCCAGAUAGGGGAGAAAGCACCGGCGGUACUGAAUGGCUCUUUGCAGGUGGAGUUCUGUGAAACGGACAGUGCCAGCAGCAUUCGCAAGCAGCGAGUUUCAGCAGCCGGCGUAUCCAAGCGGGAAGAGACGGUUAAGAAAUGCCUCUUGGAACUCACGGACGUUUGCAAAAAUCUUGGGAAACUGUAUGAUGUCCAUUACUUCAACAUUUUGAGCACCGCUACCCUUAAAAGAAUAGCAGAGACAUUGUCUUCAGACCCAGCUGUUCUGCUUCAGAUUGAUGGUGUUACAGAGGACAAACUAGAAAAGUAUGGAGCGGAAAUAAUUGAAGUGAUGCAGAAAUACUCUGAAUGGACACUGCCAGUAGAAGAGGAGCCAGCUCUGGGCGUGGAUGUUGAAAGAGAUCACAAUAAUGAUGAGGCAACAACAUGCACAACAUCUGGUUAUUUCCACAAUGGAGCCAACGUGGGAAGGAAGAGAAAAAAGCCACAAUUCUUCAGAGAAUCCAAAAAGAAGAAAACGGGCCCCAGAGGCUAUCAGGCUCAUUCUAAACGGAAGUCAGCCAGCUCCAAAGUUCCAAGCAUGACUGGAGGAAUUCACAAGAGACCGGGAAUUAUGGCUCCACCCAAGCCUCAAAGCAGGCAAUACCUGAAACCGUCGUACUCUUUUGUAUAAUGUCCCGCAAGCCCUCUUCAUUUGUACGUACAAUACUUUACGCCCGUUAGAAUUUUGAUCCGAUGUGUAUUUUCUUCUAUAGUACUCUUGUUUAAACAGUUUUAAAUACAUUUAUUUGUGCUUUAUUUUGAUCGACUUCUAGUAAAGGCAAUCGUGCGGCAUCCUGCGUUUAAAAUCCUUUGUUGGCACAGGUGGGCAAAAUGCAUUGUCGUGGCUAUUUUACUUUAUUUUAGAAAAGAGCUCUAAGAAAGCCUAGUACAUACUAAAAUGAGACAACUGUCCUAAAACUAGGCUCAAACUUUACAAAAGUUAAGGUAUAGGGUCUGAGUAUUGACCCAUGUGGGCAUGUUAUAUUUCUAUAAGUUACCGAAGUAGAGUUGAUGUUUUUAGCUGCUGCAGGCUGGGAACGCCUCCUUACCUUUGCCCCCAAUACAGGUAUGCUUGGAGGCUCAUUUCUGGUGAUUUAUGGUCACAAUGCUAUCCCAUAAUUUCUUUAAUUUCAGAGCAUGUUAAUUUAUGUCCUUUAUAUUCUACGGUCUGGUCAUUGUUUUCUAACAGUCAGCCACAAGGUGGCAUUGUACAAUACAAACCUUACCAUAAGGAACUCUGUUCCUUUUUUUAACUUCUAGAA
Molecule: messenger RNA, 4334 nt
Organism: Eublepharis macularius
Lineage: Eukaryota; Metazoa; Chordata; Lepidosauria; Squamata; Eublepharidae
Gene: BLM
Product: BLM RecQ like helicase
Exons: 21
Coding region: 503-3703 (1066 amino acids)
Biological process (GO): double-strand break repair via homologous recombination; DNA replication; telomere maintenance
Cellular component (GO): nucleus; chromosome; cytoplasm
Molecular function (GO): four-way junction helicase activity; hydrolase activity, acting on acid anhydrides, in phosphorus-containing anhydrides; DNA binding
Source: RefSeq, a predicted model, not a curated record